Messenger RNA from Alosa sapidissima (American shad), 1922 nucleotides. Its product is annotated as kazal-type serine protease inhibitor domain-containing protein 1-like. Gene Ontology annotation, biological process: regulation of signal transduction; regulation of cell growth. Gene Ontology annotation, cellular component: extracellular region. The transcript is spliced from 7 exons. Bases 693 to 1505 code for a protein of 270 amino acids. NCBI's taxonomy places the organism in Eukaryota, Metazoa, Chordata, Actinopteri, Clupeiformes, Clupeidae. Gene Ontology annotation, molecular function: insulin-like growth factor binding. The record is from RefSeq and is a predicted model, not a curated record.
CAUGUGUUGCGGUUUCCUCUGUUGUCUCAUAUUCUUACAUUAUAAAUGCCUCAUGAGCCCCGAGCCCCAACCCCCCAACCAUCACUACAUUAACACACACACACACACACACACACACAUUAACACACACACACACACACACACACACACAAACACACACACACACACACAGACACAGACACAGACACACACACACACACACACCUUUCAGAGAGAGAGAAAACUCAAAUGUCCUCCCUCAAGACACAAAGCUUAGCCAGCAAAGGAAUUUCACAGAACUGCACCACAUUGAAGCCUGCCUGUGUAGCCAGCAUGGAGGAGCAUGAACGAUAAUUGUUGACAUUUCAGAAGAGCUGCAUUGAAUGUAGGCCUACAUCAUAGCCUACCAUAGGUCACUGAAAUAACUCAGCUGCAUACGAACACUUUGAAUGACAGCUCGGGCAUCCUGUGCAUUCCACGCUAGGAUUUUGUGUUCUUUUACAUGCUGUGCCAAUUUUGAAGCCCUGGUGCCAGUCCUGCCUUGCCAACCAAACUGGCCCCAGAGAGUGAGGAUGGCCUUUGGGACACAAGAAGGGGGAAUGUUUCCUAAGGGAGACAGAGGAAUAUCUCCCAUCAAGGCCAUCUGUGUUCAAUUAGGAACAGAAGAGCAAUCUCCAACAGUUGCAGAAUUCUCUCGGUGAGUUCUUGGUGCCAUGUCCUGGACUGUGGUCUGGUUGUGCCUAUACCUGUACCUGUGCGUGUGUGUACGUCCGUCUCAUGCCUCGCCCCCGCAGCACCGCGGCUGGCUGCGUCUCUGGGAGGAGGGCGAGGCCUGUGGCGAGUGCCAGGGGCACCUAUGCCCCCCGGCGCCCCCCAACUGCCCGGCUGGCCUGGUGCGGGACAACUGCGACUGCUGUGAGCAGUGUGCCAACGCCGAGGGCCAGCUGUGUGACCCCGACGGAGCACAGGAGUUCUACGGUCACUGCGGGGAGGGGCUGCACUGCCGGAGGCCCCCGAGACGGAAGAGGCGCCUCAAGGGCGGGGAUGGCGAUGACAGCCCAGAGCCCAAGUGUGUGUGCCGGUCCACAAGCUCCGUGUGUGGGUCAGAUGGGCGCACAUACCCCAAUCCCUGCCAGCUGAGGGAGGAGGCCAGCAGACUGGGGAAGGAGCUGAGAGUUAUUGGGGCUGGACCCUGCCACUCGGCCCCACAGAUUUCCAGAGCCCCUCAAGACCUGACAAAUUACACAGGAAAUGACAUCGCAUUUGGAUGUGAGGUGUCUGCCUUCCCUAUUCCCAGCGUGAGCUGGAAGAAGAACGGUAGCGACAACAUCCUACCUGGUGAUGACCCUCACAUUUCAGUCCAGGCACGGGGUGGGCCGCAACGCUUCACUAUAUCAACAUGGCUGCAGAUCCAAGGUCUCCGUCUCUCUGAUGCUGGCAGCUACUCUUGCAUCUCUCAGAAUGCACUGGGGAACGCUUCAGCCUUAGCUCGGCUUCAAGUGCUCAGAAAAGUUUCCCAGAGAUAAGGAAGAGUGAUGGUGAGUUUGAUGACCAUGGUGACCCCGAGAAGGACUACAGCAAUGCAGAUGAUGAAGAUAAGGACCUGCCUGUAUAUGAUAGCGCAUUAAAAGAAUGCAAGGGAGAGGAUGACUGUAGAUUAGCAUUAGGACAUAAAUAUGCAAUAGGUUCACAAUAUACUAACAUGUUCCCCAUGUUAAGCUAAUCAACUUGGUAUGCAUGAACCUCCCAGAUGAAUCAUUGCUUUUCAUAAUGUACUUUAGAGACUGUCAAUUACUCCUGUCUUUUUUCUUGCAAAUACAACACUCUGUUUGGAGAAAUUCAAAAGAAGAAAAAACCCACAUCUGAUCAAAUGAAAGGAGCAAUGUCUGGUCAGCCUGUAAAUGAAAUGUCUGUAGAUGCAGCGAUUAAAUGGCUCUGUUUGA